This is a messenger RNA of Anolis carolinensis (green anole), 1577 nucleotides long. It is a transcript of the gene fkbp6, whose product is annotated as FKBP prolyl isomerase family member 6 (inactive). The record is from RefSeq and is a predicted model, not a curated record. Gene Ontology annotation, cellular component: cytoplasm. Gene Ontology annotation, biological process: spermatogenesis; piRNA processing. Gene Ontology annotation, molecular function: Hsp90 protein binding; peptidyl-prolyl cis-trans isomerase activity. The transcript has 10 exons. Bases 64 to 1224 code for a protein of 386 amino acids. NCBI's taxonomy places the organism in Eukaryota, Metazoa, Chordata, Lepidosauria, Squamata, Anolidae.
CAUUGGUCGCCGGUAGUCCGCGGUCUCCCAUUGGCCGAGAAGGUGGCAGUGAGAAGGCGGGGCAUGUUACUCCCGGGCGAGAUCUGGCGGGAAACGCGUCGGCGAGGCAUGGAGGGCGGCGGCGACGGCGGCGAGGCGUGGCAGGCCGACUGGGACCGCGUGAUCCCCGAGCGACGCAACGGGGUGGCCCAGCGCGGGGAGCGAGUCUCGCCCGUCUCGUUUCACCAGCAACGGAUGUUGGACAUCACAGGUGAUAGUGGAGUGUUGAAGGAGAUUCUCCGUGAUGGCUGCGGUGAAACAGUUCCUCCUGGUGCAUCAGUGCUAAUUAAAUUUUCAGGCUAUUUGGAACACAUGGACAGACCCUUCGACUGUUCUUGGAAGGAUCCCAAACUCAUGAAACUUGGCCAAGAUAUUACUCUCCGCGGUAUGGAGCUUGGGCUUCUGACCAUGAAGAAACAGGAACUGGCGCGGUACCUCUUCAAGCCAAAUUAUGCUUUUGGAAGAAUGGGCUGUCCUCCCCUAAUCCCUCCUGAUGCCACAGUGAUGUUUGAGAUUGAGCUUUUGGACUUUUUGGACUGUACAGAAUGGGAUCAGUAUGUCGACCUGACCCCUGAGCAACGAGACAGACUUCCACUUGAGAAAGUGCUGAAGGUAGCAGAAACAGCGCGUGAAUUUGGAAAUUACCUCUUCCGCCAGGGGCAUUUUUUGGAUGCUAAGGAAAGAUACAAGCAGGCCUCCUCAAUUUUAAAACAUGUGAAUGCCAAGGAAGAUGAACUAAACAAAGUGAAUGAUGCCAAGCUCCUGGUCUUCCUGAAUUUGUCAUUCACUUACUUAAAAUUAGACCAUCCCUCCCAGGCCCUAACCUAUGGAGAGAUGGCUUUAGGGCUCGAUAAGAAGAAUGUCAAAGCCCUCUUCAGGUGUGGUCAGGCAUGCCGCUCUCUGUCAGAAUAUGAGAGGGCUCGAAAUUUUCUGAUCCAAGCUCAGAAGGUGCAGCCCUUCAACCGUGAUAUUAACAAUGAGUUAAAGAAGCUGGCCAGCUGUUACGGAGAUUACAACCUAAAGCAGAAGGAAAUAUACUGCAAGAUGUUUGCCUCUCUCAAUUCUAUUUCAGCAGAAGAAGAUUCCAAGUUAGAAAAUAAUAAUGAAGAGGACUCCACUGACCAGGAAGCCCCCAGUCUUGUUGCUCAGAAUCCGGAUGAUCAGAAGAAAGAGACCAAUCUAUAAUAUGAUGAAUCUCCACUUCUGUUUGGAAGGCCAUAUUGCUUUAUAUGGAGUACCAAACUGAUAAAAAUGUGCAGUUUAAAUAUACACAGUACUGCAUUUCUCCAGGGAUUGCUUUGUUACUAGCACUCAGAAACAUUUGUUGAGAAGAAGUUGUAUUUCUACUGUUCUGUUCUCACUGUGAAGAAAAUUCACUGUUGUUGACCAAACACUGGUAAACGAUACAUUUAUUUUGACGGAUCUUUGAAAGGAUGUAUGUAGAAAGUUGCAAUGUUUUAUGUUUUUCCAAGAAUAUUCUUGUGUUCCCUGUUAUGCAAAAUAAAUGUACUUCUGACAAAAGGUCCUCAGGUUUGGCA